CCGCGGGGGGGCGGGGGGCGGCGGUUUCAAGCUCCCCCGCGGCCGGGGCCGGGGCCGGGAUGGCGGCGGGGGCGCGGGGCCGCGGCUGACAGCAUGUACGGCAAGGGCAAGGGCUCCGCCGUGCCCUCGGACGGCCAGGCCCGCGAGAAGCUGGCACUGUACGUCUACGAGUACCUGCUGCACGUGGGGGCCCAAAAAUCAGCGCAGACCUUUCUCUCAGAGAUCCGAUGGGAGAAGAACAUCACGCUGGGCGAGCCCCCCGGCUUCCUGCACUCCUGGUGGUGCGUCUUCUGGGAUCUGUACUGUGCUGCUCCGGACCGCCGGGAAACCUGUGAGCACUCCAGCGAGGCCAAAGCCUUCCAUGACUACAGCGCAGCGGCGGCGCCCAGCCCGGUGAUGGGGACCCUGCCCCCUGGCGAGGGCAUCCCGGGGGGGCCCAUGCCCCCCGCCUUCUUCCAGGGACCCGCGGGCUCUCAGCCAUCGCCCCACGCCCAACCUCCGCCCCACAACCCCGCUGCCCCCAUGCUGGGGCCCCACAGCCAGCCCUUCAUGUCCCCCCGUUAUCCCGGCGGUCCGCGGCCCCCGCUCCGGAUGCCGAACCAGCCUCCCGUGGGGGUGCCGGGCUCACAGCCGCUGCUGCCCAACGCCAUGGACGCGGCGCGGUCGCAGGGGCACCCCGGCAUGGGGGGGGCGAUGCAGCGCAUGAACCCCCCGCGAGGCAUGGCCGGCCUGGGGGGGCAGGCCUACGGCAGUGGGAUGCGCCCCCCCCCCAGCUCGCUGGCCGGCCCAGGUCUGCCCACCAUGAACAUGGGUCCCGGCGGCCGCGGGCCGUGGCCAAACCCCAACGCCAACGCCAUCGCCUACUCCUCCUCGUCCCCCGGCAACUACGUGGGCCCUCCCGGGGGCGGCGGCCCCCCCGGCACCCCCAUCCUGCCCAGCCCCGGAGACUCCACCAACUCCAGUGAGAAUAUGUACACCAUGAUGAACCCCAUGGGACCCGCCGGGAACCGACCCAGCUUCCCGAUGGGGCCGGGCCCCGAGGGUCCCAUGGGGGCCAUGAGCGCCAUGGAGCCGCAUCACAUGAACGGAUCCUUAGGCUCCGGGGAUAUGGACGGGCUGCCAAAGAGCUCCCCCAGUAACCUGGGGGCGCUGAGCAACCCCCCCGGCACCCCGCGGGACGACGCCGAGCUGAGCAGCAACUUCUUAAACCCCUUCCAAAGCGACAGCUACUCGCCCAGUAUGACCAUGAGCGUGUGAGGCCGCCGACCGCCAGACGAUAAUUAAUAAUAAUUACAGACCCCCCCCGCCCCCAGCUGCACCCCCCCAGCACGAAACAAACACAGAAAAUGGGGAAACAAGGAUAAUAAUUAGGAAUAAGUCAGGCGACUUAAUUACUGACACC
Messenger RNA from Cuculus canorus (common cuckoo), 1402 nucleotides. It is a transcript of the gene SSBP4, whose product is annotated as single stranded DNA binding protein 4. NCBI's taxonomy places the organism in Eukaryota, Metazoa, Chordata, Aves, Cuculiformes, Cuculidae. Bases 94 to 1257 code for a protein of 387 amino acids. Gene Ontology annotation, molecular function: single-stranded DNA binding; protein binding. The transcript is spliced from 18 exons. Gene Ontology annotation, biological process: positive regulation of transcription by RNA polymerase II. Gene Ontology annotation, cellular component: nucleus. The record is from RefSeq and is a predicted model, not a curated record.